AUGACAACAAAAUAACUGUUCAAUAGAUAGUUUGAAUCCCAUAUCAAAGAAUUGUAGAUUUACUCAGAUGUAUUUAUUUAUGAUUCUAAUCCUUUAGUCAACUUUUGAUUAAAUCAAUAAUUUCAUUGAUUAAGUAUUCCUUAUGGAUUCUCUAAUGGCCAAGCCUUACAAUACUUAAUUAGAAUUAUUUUUUCCAAAAUUUGAUUCAUUUAAUUUUAUUGAUUUAUAGAAACUUUAAUCACAAAUUUUUGAAGAAGUGAAACCAUUAAUCAAUUAAAAAAUCAAUGAAAAAGAUCAAUUUAAAUUAUAAUCAAAUUCAAAUUCACAAUCAUUUAUAUAAUCAUAAUAAUCAUAAUCAAUAGAAUAACCAUAAAUUAAAUACACAACCCCUGAAUUGAAUUUAUAACAAUUUAAGUAUUAAAUAAUAAAAGAUUAUUCAAUUUAGGAAGCAUAAAGAUGUCGUGCAAUUGCAAUUAAAAAGGAUUGUUCAAUUGUAGCAGUUAAUUGUGAUAAACUAAUAAAAAUAUUUUAAUUCAAAUAAGGAGCAAUGAAAUAAAUUCAAAUCUUAAAUGAACAUAAAAAUAAUGUUACUACUUUAAAUUUCAUGUAAAAAUCAAAUUAAUUGAUAUCUGGAGAUUAUGUUGGUAAUAUUGUAAUUUGGUAAAAGAAUAACAAUAAUUAAUGGAAUCCCUCAUAAAAAUUUAAAGGACAUAGUGAUUAUAUUAAUUGCUUAAUUUUAAAUAGCAAUGAAGAUCUUUUUAUAUCUUGUAGUGAUGAUAAAAUUAUAAAGUUUUGGAUUAAACAAAAUGAUUGGACCUAUUAAUAAUCUAUUACUAAUCAUACUGGUUCUGUUUAUUCAAUAAGUUUAAACGAUUAACAAGAUACAGUUAUUUCUUGUGGAAUAGAUAAAAUGAUAUUAGUAAUUGAGCAUUCUGAAUAAUUUAAAAGAUGGUUUGUAAUAUACAAUAUAACAGUUGAUUUUUAUGGUAAGAGAUUAUGCUUUAUCAGCAAUAAUCUAUUCACAUUUUAACCAAAUGAUGGUAAUUAGAUGCAUGUGUAUGAGAUGAAUAGUGUAAGUAAAUAGUUCACUAAAACAAAAGAAAUAACUAUAAAUUAAGGUUUUGAUGAUUGGUAAUUAUUUCCAUAAUAAUAUAAUAAAUAAAAAUAGAUUCUAGUAAAUAAGCAUGGUGAAUAUGUCAAUUUUAUAAAAAAAACAGAAAAAGAUGGAUUUAAAGUUGAGUAAUCUAUUCAAUUUAAUACAAAUGAAUUAUUUGGGUAAUUGAGUGAUGAUGGAGAGUACUUUAUUUCUUGGGAUGGCACAUCUAAAUAAAUAUAAAUAAGAAGAUAUAGGGAAGAAUGA
Paramecium sonneborni is the source of this 1360-nucleotide messenger RNA. Lineage: Eukaryota; Ciliophora; Oligohymenophorea; Peniculida; Parameciidae. The record is from the annotation of a GenBank genome assembly.